ACACGAUGAAGGAGUUCUCUAAAGCGUUCCGCCACGAACUCAUUCCCAUUGUCGUCCAUCAUAAGCAACGAGAACACACAUCUCGCCUCAGCUGAAUAUUAAAAAGUUUUAUAAGCAGGUGGUGACAGCAGCAGAUCUCAGGUGACCUGGAAAUAAAGUCUUUCUGCGGCCAUGGCCCGGCGUAUAUCGCCUGCUUUCGCAUUUCUAUGUUGUUUUGCAUUAUCGCAUGUGUUUGAGGCUGAAGGCAGAUUUCGACACUCUGUGGCCCUCAACAGGCAAAAAAGAGAAUGGAUCGUCCCUCCCCAAGUCCUAGAGGAGAAUGUAGAUUACACCAAGAAAGAAUUCAUUGCAAAAAUUCGCUCAGAUAAGGAGAACUUCCAUGGGAAAAGUGUGAGGUACUCACUAAGGGGCGUUGGAGCAGACCAGGAGCCGUUUAACUUAUUUGUGGUCAAUCCUGAAACUGGAUAUGUGAGAAUAACAGGGAUCCUUGACAGAGAGUACAUCCAUCAGUACAAUCUUUCAGGGAAGGCCACAUUCGCAGAUGGCAGUGUUGCAGAGAAUGACAUUGGACUACGGAUAAAAGUUAAGGAUCAGAAUGAUAAUACUCCCGUCUUUGGUGCAAUGGUCGCUGGUUCUGUAGAUGAGCUCAGCCCACCAGGUACACAAGUAAUGAAGAUUGAUUGCUUUGAUGCUGAUGAGCUAGGAAACAUCAACUCUCAAAUUAAGUACGAGAUUGUUGGCCAGCAACCAGAUGGGCAACAAAUGUUUUCAGUUGACAGUGAAGGGAUAGUCCGUGUUAGCAGUCCUAACUUGGAUAGAGAGACCAUUGAUCAGUAUGUGGUGUUAAUCAAAGCCUCUGACCUGAAUGGUGCUCCAGGCGGCAAUGUUGCCACAGGGACAGUCACCAUCAAGAUCAAUGAUGUCAACGAUAACGUACCUACAUGGGAAGGCCCAUUUGAUGGCAGUAUUGAGGAGAACACACAGAGUGUGGAAGUGAUGAGAUUUAAGGCAACUGACCUGGAUCUUGUGGACACAGACAAUUGGGUAUCCAAGUGCAGUAUUGUUUCUGGCAAUGAGGCAGGAUACUUUAGCAUUCGCACUGACCCCAAGACCAAUGAGGCAAUCCUGAUGCUUGACAAGCCUGUAGAUUAUGAGGAUGUCAAAGACUUAAACCUUGGCAUCAGUGUAGUAAACGUGGCACAAUUCCACUCCUCUGUGACUGGAGGACAACAAGGAAUAAAUGUGAACUUUGGGGGCGGUGGUGGAGGUGGAGGCGGAGGAGGAGGAGGAGGAGGAGGAGGAGGAGGCGGAGGAGGAGGAGGUGGAGGAGGAGGAGGCGGAGGAGGAGGAGGAGGAGGAGGAGGAGGUGGUGGUGGAUCAUGGUGGUCAUCAUCAUCAUCAUCAUCAUCAUCAUCAUCAUCAAGCGGUCAGGUCUACAGUGUCAACAUAAAGGUGAAAAACCAGCCAGAGGGGCCCAAGUUCUUUCCCCUAACAAAGGCCAUCCCUAUCUCAGAGGAUGGUAAGACAUUUAAAAUCAAUGAGAUCAUCGCAAGGUACCCGGCCAUUGAUACAGACACAGGAAAGGAAGCUACGAAUGUAUGGUAUGCUAAAGGAUUUGACCCAGAUAACUGGCUCACCAUUGACGAAAAGACUGGAGCCAUUAAACUGAACAAAGCUCCUGACCGCGAGUCCAAGUAUCUAGUCAACGGAACUUACAUUGCCAAGAUUGUCAGCGUAAAUAAAGAUAUGCCUUCUAAGACGGCAACAGGUACCAUUGCCAUCCAAGUAGAGGAUUUUAAUGACCACUGUCCCACUUUGUCAAGCAAAGUCCAGACACUGUGCACUGACAAGGAUGCUAUCUUAGUCACUGCAGUGGAUGAAGACGCCCCACCCAAUGGAGCUCCAUUCACAUUCAGUGUCCCAGAAGAUACUAAGGGGAAGUGGACAAUUGAGCAUUUUAAUGAUACAACUGCCAUCUUUAGGGCCCACGAAAAGCUGUGGCCUGGACAAUACGAGCUUAUGGUAAAUGUGAAGGACCAGCAGGGGCUUGCAUGUCCAGAACCACAGAAGCUGCCAGUAGAAGUGUGUACUUGUACAGACCAGGGUGCUUGUGCCAGAAUAGGAACAGGUGGAACUAAGAAGGGCUCCAAGUUUGGACCUGCUGGAAUCGGCCUGCUGUUUCUGGGACUCCUUGCGUUAUUGCUCAUCCCGCUCCUGUUGCUUCUCUGUCAGUGUGGAACAGCUGGAAUGGCAGGAGCAUUCGCAAGGAUGCCCUUUGACACUAAAGAGCAUCUCAUCUCUUACCAUACCGAGGGCCAGGGAGAGGACAGGGAUGUUCCAAUUCUGGCCCCUGCAGCUGAGGUUGAUGGGCACAACGGCUUUGGGGCACAUAUGGGUGCAGGUGCUAGCCGUGGUGUGUUUGCUAUGCGUGGCGGUUCCAUGCAUGGUGGAGCAUUGGACUCAUCUUCCACAAUGGUUGGCCAUGGCUACAAUGAAAUGGAUAUUAGCCAUAUGGACUCGAUCAGGAGGAAUGGGACACAUGUGUUGAGAGAAAUGGGUGGAGAUUUUGACGGGAUGGCCGUAGCUGAUGUUUUCUUGGAUGAAUACUAUUCACAGAAAAGCCGGGGAAUGGAUGACGGAUUUGCGAAGAACGAUGCACAUGUGUACGAUUAUGAGGGGAAGGGCUCUCCUGUUGGCUCUGUAGGCUGCUGCAGCUUGCUCGAAGAUAACAAUGACUUAACCUUUCUCAAUGACCUUGGGCCAAAGUUCACCACUCUUGCUGAAAUAUGUGGAGGUAAAAGGUUGGCAACUGUGGAACCCACACCUCUUCCUCCCCCUCCCAAACCUGUUGUGGAGGCAGUGUCUACAUCAACCAACACUGUAAACAGUGGGAAUAUCGCCACUAACAGAGUUGUAUCUUCAAACAUGGUGAAUAUGGCUCCCAACGUUGCUUCAUCUUCAUCUACUCAUGUAGAGAACGUGCUAGUCACAGAAAGCCGCCCUGCAGUGAUUUCCAGUGUACAGCCAGCUCCAACACUUCUGGUUCAACAGCAGCCAAUGUACUACAUGGUUGAGCCACAGCACAGCACCGUAGUCCUUGCUGAAAGACCAACCAUGGGACUCGGACAGAGCAUGUACGUGCUGAACAACGCCAAUGUAGCUGAGGGGGUUGUAGUCCAGGGCACCAACGUUGCAGCGAAUGCUCUGAAUCGAGGUGAGAGAAUGGUGGUUCUAGACAGGGUUGGAUCUUCUCAAGCUCUCAAUACUGGGGUGCUGCAUACAGGUAAUUUGUCUGGAUCACAAGUGCUGCUGAUGGAUGGGGGUGCACACAGCGGUCAAGUCCUUCAAGGGACGUUAAAGAGAGGGGUAGCAGGAUCUCAGGGUCUGAUGAUCUUGGAAGGACAAGGGGGCCAGAUGAUACAUGGGUCCCUUAGAAGAGAUGUGCCCACUCAUGGAGGAUCUCAAAGUGUCCUUUAUGUAGAGAAUAAAGGAGGAUCUGGAGUUGUUCAGGGGACUCCUCAAAAGGGUAUGGCCUCCACUGCAGGGUCAGUUCAUGGUAACAUUGGAUCUAGUGGGGCAUCUGUCCAACUUAACCGAAAUCCAUCACAAAAAGUUGCUGUUCAAGAGAGAAAGGUUUUGACAUCACAAAGUAUCAAGUAACAAUGCAACCCUGGUACUUGUACAGUUGUAAAAGUGUUACAGAGAUUCGAAAAUUGUAAAUCUAUUCUUUUGAAAAACAAUUAUCUCCAAAAUGAUAAUUGCUUUAUGAAUGUUUGAGCUCAUGCAUGCAAAUGUUAGAGCACUAUCUUGUCAUCACAUAUUAGGUCAUGGAGAAAAUGUAAAAUAAUGCUUGCAAAACUGGUUUUCGAUGCCCUUAAGCUUUCCUCUCUCUAUGAGCAGUACAUACAUGCUAUAUGCAAAUGGAGAUGUUAUUUUUUUUGCAUAUUGGCUGCAUAUGACUGCGUUCAUUCCGUUCAUUGCGUUAUACUGUAUAAGACUGUAUUAGACUGUUAUUACAUAUCCAAAAGCUUGUUUGCCCUUAAGGCUAUUCCAGUGAAGUUUACGCAAACUUAGUAAUCUCAAAAUCUAUUUUAGUAAUAAGUAGACACAUGUAUAUCUUAUUAAGUGCAUAAAUGUAAGCAGAAAUCAGCCUAGUGGAGUCGCCCCAAUAGAUUGAAGGUCAGAUGGGUUUUUUUUUUGGUUCCAGAAAAUAUGUGAUAAAUGAAGAUUCAUAAAUAAAUUUUGGAAUCAAGUCAACUAGAAUGUAUGCUUUGGCAUGUCAUUAGGCUUUCUAAAAAUACCAUAUCUGUGUGCUAUAUUUAGCAGCAGUUGUAUGGCUUGCAUUUAUAUAGUAUUUUAAGACUUAUUUUGUUUGCUUAGUCGCACUGUGUGCAACCCUUGUAAUUCAUGAUAAGAGUAGGUCUAGUUGGAAGCUUGUAGUAUUUGUUUGCAUUGCAGUAGCCUUGAAUUACAUACAAAGACAAAACUCACAUUCCAAGCAAUAAUGCUGAUAAGUAUGACAUAAGUGUUCCUUUUUUAAAAUAAAUUAUAUAUUUUUUGAAAAUGCUUGAAUUUAAGAGUACAAUAGCUAACACACAUUUCCUUUCUAGUGCAAUAAGUAGGAAUUAAAUGCUAAAACUCUUAAUAGUUGUGGUGUUGGGCUCAAAGACAACUUUUUCUGUUGACAGCUGUUCUUAUUUGGUAAAAAUGGUUGUUUUUCCAUUUAUUUGUUUGUUAAAGGGUGUGGGCACUGGGUACCAGCUUUACCAGAAAUUGACUUAUUAGCUGCAUAGGGAAAGUACAAUAUAACUUUUGAUUGUGAGAUAUAAGCUUUUUUCAGUGGUCUUUUAAUUUGUUGUGCACAAUUACCAUAAUAAACAUAUUUUCUACUAAAAGGAGUGACAUAAGGCAGCAUAAGGCUGUUUAGAAUGAUUUUUUUUUAAUGUUACGUUUUGUAAAUGUUCCAUAUGUUUCAGAAAAUCCAAAAGACAAUAAAGUUUGUUAAAAUCA
Myxocyprinus asiaticus (Chinese sucker) is the source of this 5010-nucleotide messenger RNA. Its product is annotated as desmoglein-3-like. Lineage: Eukaryota; Metazoa; Chordata; Actinopteri; Cypriniformes; Catostomidae. Gene Ontology annotation, biological process: homophilic cell-cell adhesion. Gene Ontology annotation, cellular component: desmosome; plasma membrane. The record is from RefSeq and is a predicted model, not a curated record. Gene Ontology annotation, molecular function: calcium ion binding. The transcript is spliced from 14 exons. Bases 172 to 3660 code for a protein of 1162 amino acids.